GAGGUUGUGGUUUGCCCAGUUCACUGUUGGACCGGCCAGAGCUCACUCGGUCGGCUGUUCCUCGUGCCCUCCCUAUUGACCAGCAAUACCCAACUCUCAGCCCUCAGCCAAGCGUCGCCCGACACACGUACAGUUAACAUAGGACGCUAAACGCUGAACUGAAGUGAUCAACCAACUCUGUUUUUAGGAACGAUUAACAUACAGACACUUGACAGUCAACUCUGUAUUUAAUUUACUACAUAAAGGCAAAACAAGCAGACAAUAAUCUCUAGUGUGGACUUGGUGCCAUAAGUCAUGCCAGCCAGACAGGCCAGCAGCGCGUGACCUGACCUGACCUCAACGUAGACACAAGGACUUAAUAUGUGAUUGUGACCACUUCACUUCCAGCCGUAGCUACAGCAGGAGACGAACACAGGGGCCUCCAAGCGUCCCCCCCCCACCCCCCCUCCCAAAAAGACACCACCGCUGCAGCAGAAGUUAUGGUCCCCCCAGCGUCACCUCCGUCAGUAUGAAGGUGUCUCCCCGUUGCUUGUGUCAGGUGUUGGUGGCGGCGGCGUGUGUGGUGGCCACGGUGGGGCUCUCCAGAGACCAGCUCACCAGCGGCUCCGAUGCUCCCGCCAGACGAAUGAGGAAGACGGAGUACGACAAGUGUUCUCAUCCCUUCCACUCCUGGCUGUGUAGCCCGAGUCCUGCGGCGAGGAAGCGUUUCCCUGUGUCCCCUCCCUCUACCACGACCCGGAGGCCGCCUCCACCCACCACUACACCUCCACCACGUCAAGGCUCCCUCCUUGAUGCCGAGCCUUCAAGAGUAGGAAAGCCCCAGUCUGUGCCUUUCCCAGGUUCACCUUCAUCUCCUCCUCCUACCGUCCCACCACCACCUCCACCUACCACACAACCUCCUCCACCACCUACUACACCACCUCCUCCACCACCUACUACACCGCCUCCUCCUCCACCUACCACACCUGUUCCUCGUCGAGGUAGCAUCUUGUUCUCCGAAGCAACACAAGCUAGGAAAGGAGGAAUCUCCGACUCCGUACCUGCCCCAGGUCCUCCUGUACCGCCACCUACGGUUCCUCCACCAUCCUCCACGCCUUACGACAGGUGCUCCCACCCCCUACACGCGUGGCGGUGCAGGACUUCUAGUACCACCCCAGCCCCGCCACCCACCAGGAGCGCCUUCGGUGACUUCCCUGAUGCCUCCUUCACUGCGAGGGUGCAGCAGCUGCCCGAGGCCCUUCCAACACCCACUACACCUGCACCUCCACCACCCAAAACUUAUGACAAAUGUUCACAUCCAUUCCACUCGUGGUUAUGUCAGCCGGCACCAAAACCCAGGACCACCCAUCGCCCACCACGCCCACCCACAACUCCCCGUCCACCACCACCGCCCACAACCGAAGCACCUGCAGGGUCUGGUGUAUUCCCCGACGCCACCAACUUUCGGCGUGGCUCAAUACUCUUCUCGGAGGCCUUAUUCCCGUCACCUCCUCCACCCACCACAACCACACCCCCUCCUCCACCCACUACAACUCCCUAUGAUAAGUGUAACCAUCCUCUCCACGCCUGGCGCUGCCAAAAGUCCACAAGACCACCGUCGACGGAGGAUCCUUCCCCCGCCGGAGGUUUACUCGACCCUGAGCCGGCCAACAUCCCAGCAGGAGUGGUGCUGCCUGCCCCGAUGACCAACACGCCACCACCUGCACGACCCAGGAGUUUCCCCACGACACCUAAGCCCUCGUGGGAUGGCGCAGACCCCUGCUCCCACGCAUUCCACUCUUGGCUCUGUAAAACACCAAGUCCUCGAAUCACGCUUCCUCCAUCAACACGCCCCCCUCCCCCUCCUACAACAACACCACCGAGACAAGGAACACUGCUCAGUCCAGAUGCAUCAUUCCUGCCUCCAGCAUCCAUCUUCUUCCCUGACAACUCUCUUACCACCACCACAACAACCACAACUCCUCCACCACCACCCACAACAGAGCCUCCACCACCCCCUACAACAGAGCCUCUACCACCUCCUACAACAGAGCCUCCUCCUCCCUCUACUUUAGCCCCAGCUUCAGGAAGCUUUUUGGCCGCUGAACCCUUGUUUCUGCGACAAGAGCCCCUGGCAACCCCAGAAUUAGACCCACAGCCAGAGCCAGAACCCACACUCACCGACUUCUGUAACCAUCCCUUCCACAGCUUCCUGUGUGAUAAGCCCAAGAGGCGCUUGAGUAAACCCUCUCUAAGACUCACCACUGCCGCCAAACCACCCUUGGACGAACCCGAACCUGGAGCCUCAUUCCUCGCCCCUAAAACCAGGACAGAUCCAAAAGGGCGUGGAAGCUUCCCCGACACACUUGCCAACCCAACAACACCAGCGACCGACUACAAGUGCAACCAUCCGUUCCACUCGUGGCGGUGUCGUCCAGCCUCAGAAGGAUCCAAAACCCAGGGAACGGUGACCACCUCCAACACCUUCCUGGUGGGGGUAAAAGAAAUACCUAACAUCCAGAACCUGCCACUGGAAGGUGACAAUGAUGCCGAAGUCACAAGAUUUCAGUCGCUGAGGAAAUUGGGAAAUUCGUUUGGCGGUUUGAGAGACGAGAACAGCAACUCUGCUGUGUCGACCAUCACAGAGUCACCUGGAUUCAUCCCCACCGUCCCAACUAUUCCAGGCGUUCCUACCAUUCCUACUGUCCCCACGACUCCUCAGCCCAUUCCAACAGUUCCUACAGUUCCAGGAUUCAUACCUACUGUUCCUACUGUGCCUCCUACCUCAGCGUCUCGGAAUUCCUUUGGGCAAGGCAGCAAGGCACGGUCCUCCCGCCAGAAGGGCCGCAAAGUCCUGCGGAGAGCGCCAGCUAGCCUCUACUCCUCUUCCCUUGAUGGACACUCACGCGAACCAGGAUUUUCUGGCGAGUUUGUUGCCUCACCAUCAGUCCUUCACCCUAGUGUAGCUGCCCAGAGCCUUGUACGUGUCCCUCCUCCUCCAAGUUCGUCUCACUUCUUGCCCGACUCAUCUUCUGAUACUUCUCCUCCUCUGUCUCCAAAUUGGACAGUUUCUUCCUCGCUUCCUUCCUUUUUCAUCUCACCUGCUCCUAAACCUCACAGUUUGUUCUUCUAUUCCCCACAUGAUUCUUCCACGCAUUCUCCAUCUACCCCUCCUUCUCCUCACCCACGUUCCUCUUCAAACCCAUCUUCCCCUCCUCGCCCACCUCCUUCUCCUCCUCCACCUGUUUUUCCCCCGCCACUUCCCUCUCAUCCACGUUCAUCUUUCUACCCCUCGCAGUUCUCCCUCCCCGAUCCACCCUCAGAAGCUGCCUUUCCUCCUCCCCCUUCACCGAGGCAGCCAGACCCUACGUCACACAGAGCCCGGACAGUGUCGACCUCUCCACAGAAGGUUGGCCCACCACCUCCCCGUCCGCCACACCUACCAACAGAGGGCGACGAGACACCCACACAAGAUGAGGCUCUGAUAGCUCAAGGUUCCUCCCCUUCUGUAGUGAGACUGGCCUUACCUUCACACCAAACAUUUCUUGGAGUUCACACGUUCGAACCCCAGCGGACAAUCCCGAGAAAACUGUACGUCAUCUAGACUCCCCACAACCACCACCACCAUCAUCACUACUCCUGGAUCAUGGAAAUGGUAUGGUACAUCACCUAAGAACUCCUGCUGAUGAUUAUAUCCCAUGGAGGUGCUCCAUUGUUUAGAUGUCUCAGAUCAUACUCAAAUGCCCCCCAGAUCAUGUCUCAUGGAACCUAAACCUUAUGAGUCCUGGAGUGUUAAACUAUCAUUGUCAAAAGGGUUAAACCAUUGCCAAAGGUUUAAAUUAUCGUUGUCAAAGAGGUAAACCCUCAUCAUCAUAAGGUUAAACCAUCAUCAUCAAAGGUUUAAACCAUCGUCAUCAAAGAGUUAAACUCUUGUUGUCAAAGGAAAAAGUUUAAACCAAGUAAAUAAAACAGGAAAACAAAUCUAUCCGACCAGACCUAAAACCCAGGCUGUUUAUAGGUUAAGUGAACUACGGUGAUUAUUGAAACCAUCCAUCGUCGUGUUGUGAGGUGAAAACAUUGAAUAUAAAACUUAACACUGAGAGUUUUUGUCUUGGAAAAAAAAAAAAAAACAGAAAAAAUAACACACACUAUAAUAUUUACAGAAGAGAGCAGGUUAUACCCUCUAACCUAACCUACAGAGACAACUUGGUCAAACAUUGUGAAUCAUUCCCUCUCUCUUUCCAUAAUGUAAGACUGAUUUACUUCUUGAAAGCCAAAAAAGAAAGAAAGAUUAUUAUAUGUUGCUCUGCUAAACUAGAUAUACUUCUGAAAUAUAGCUUCGUCUGUAUGGAUAUAUAGACAUACUAACCAUAUAUUAAGUGGGUCAGUGUUUACGCCUGGGCUGGUCUUAAGGCAUGGGGGAGGGGAGGGGGGAGGGGUAGCCAAGUGCUGUAUUUAAUAUGUUACUCCUUAGAUUAAGUCUGGUGAUCCCUGGCGGCGCUGUGCUUCUUGCUGCUUAUACUUGACUGUUUUUUUUUAAUGUUUAGCUAGUGAUUUUUUUUUAGAUACAAAACACUCUACUCGUUCCUUUAAACUGACACGUUAAGUUUACAUUGUAUAUAGAAUUAGUAUAAAACCAUAUACAGUACAGCAGAUGACCAUUAAUGCUGCCACAAUGUACAUAAUGUAUCAAGACUAUGUAGGUUUAAUGUCGCCUACUGUGGCCAAGAUGACUGACUGCCUUAAGGGGCCUAGCGGGUCUGGGUCUGUCCCUCAAAAUCACUGUAAAAAUAAAGUCAAGUCAGUUAGUCAGUCUCAGCACUGUAGGUCAUAUCUUACCAACAUGGUCUUCUGGCGUCGUCAUGAAAGGAAUAAAAAUUGUGAAGCUGAAGCCAAAUUUUCAGAAAAAAGAAGAAUUGGGAGUGUCCUGAAAAGGGUGGCAGGGAAGGAGGAGGAGGAGGACCCACCCACCAGUGACAUGAAGGCAGUGGUGGUUCUCUGCGGCACAAAGCACCACAACUACAGCUUUGUAAUUAGUUUAGUCCUGACAGCGACAUUACUAUCCUCCACCACAGGCUGGCUCCUGAGGUGUGGCUAAGGAUGAUGUAGCUGCCUUAAUAUUAAUAAUAGUUAUAGCUGUUGCAUGUUGCUGUGGGUGAUGAUAGUCGGCAAAGAGCCACACCACGAGAGCUGCCAGGGAGCACCACACCAUGAGAGCCACCAGGGAGCACCACACCAUGAGAGCCACCAGGGAGCACCACACCAUGAGAGCCGCCAGGGAACACCACACCAUGUAUUCACCACCACAGAUCUCAUUUACUCGACCCAAGAACCAUUGUCUAGGAGAGUAAACACAGCUCCUGUUCUUGAUGUCUCGUCUCUGCGCCCAGUUGUCAUUUUUACUGGUGUUAGAUGGUGUACCGCCUCGGCUUGAACAGUCCAUAAGGAGGAGGAGGAGGAGGAGGACUUCCAAACUCAUUAUUUGGAUCCUACUGUAUGACGUUGUAUCCUCAUGUGAGUGUGACUUAUAAAGCCAGCUUAACAGAAGUAGUCGUGGUCAGUACUGGAUGCUGAACCGCUUUAGAUAUAUUAUUAUUAGCUUUGGGUUAACCGGCUGGGCCGAUUAUUACCACGCACGUCACACACACACACACUUAGGGUGGCACUAAGAUUGGCCCUCAUGAAUUAAUCUUAGUGCCACACCUUAUGAACCAAUCUCAGUGCCACACCUUAAGGUACGACUGGCUGGCUGGACCAGUAACAAGCGUACUCGACGAUCCUGAUGAAUGAAGAUGCGGCCACUGUUAUUUUAACUGUCGGUGAUAUAGUACACGUUAACAGUCAGAAAAAGUUAACUGUACGAGCAACAAUAAACUUUCUUUUACGUAGAGCUAAGGUGAGAUACUGUAACCCUGGACCUGCUACACUGAGUGACCAGCUGUUUCAUCACUAUAAACUCUUAUUGUUGUGUUAUGUUGCAUCACUGCCUGUCCUUUGUAGAGGCUUUACUAUAAACAUACACUGAAACCUCUAUUUAACGGACUAUAUGGAGAGAAAAGUCCGUAAUAUCGAGGGUCAGUUAGAUGUGAAACCCUCCAUCUAACGGAUUAUAUGGAGAGAGAAGUUCGUUAUAUGGAGGUUUUACUGUAUGUGUUAUUAUAUUCUUAAUGAACCAGACAUAACAGCCUCGUGUGUAACCGUGUCUAGGCACCAAGAAAUGCUAACAUAUAAAUCUCAUUGUGAGGCUGUCUGUAAGCUGAUGUAACCAAUCAGAUGUCAGAAUCAGAUAAUAUAACCACAGUUCAGAAAUCUGGGAGCUGAUUGGUUGACCCUCUAGCCUGUGACCUAAAGUAACCAAUCAAGCACCGGAGACAGCUGGUGUCUGUAUAUAACCCCGUGUAUUAACAAAAGCUUGUAAACAAUAAAUCUAAUGCAUCA
Homarus americanus (American lobster) is the source of this 6417-nucleotide messenger RNA. Its product is annotated as nascent polypeptide-associated complex subunit alpha, muscle-specific form-like. NCBI's taxonomy places the organism in Eukaryota, Metazoa, Arthropoda, Malacostraca, Decapoda, Nephropidae. The transcript has 2 exons. Bases 509 to 3583 code for a protein of 1024 amino acids. The record is from RefSeq and is a predicted model, not a curated record.